This is a messenger RNA of Entrophospora sp. SA101, 1036 nucleotides long. The record is from the annotation of a GenBank genome assembly. Lineage: Eukaryota; Fungi; Glomeromycota; Glomeromycetes; Entrophosporales; Entrophosporaceae.
CAACAAUCCCACAAUCAACAACCAAUACUAGUACAACAAUCAAACCUACAACAACAAAUACUGAUGCAAAAUCAACCCUCUACAAAUCAAUUACCACAAUCAAUAAAGACUUCCUAUCAACAAACUUAUUUAAAUUCUCCUUCUAAUUCUUCACCUAAUAAACCUUCCACUACUUCCUACUCUUCUAACAAUAAUAAUAAAUCUUCCUACCAAUUACAUUCCUCGACACAUAAUGAUUACGCUUCAAAAGCUGAUUUUCGAAAUUCCUUAUUUCUCCGUGUUCGUUCUAAAUCCGAUUUACAGUCUCAGCCUGCAUUCCGCGAAAUAAGUACUGUGAAAAGCAUUGUUAAUCCACUAAAAUCAUUAACUGUCAAUCUAACAACAACGUAUCAAAACAUCAAUCCUAAUUUUCGGUAUGAGCUCUCCUAUAAUCCACGAAGAGUUUUAACAAAGCCUUCAAAAGGUGUCAAAAAUGAUGGUUACGAUAAUGAGGACAGUGUCAAAAAUGAUGGUUACGAUAAUGAGGACAGUGAUUAUAUUUUAUAUGUGAAUGAUAUAUUAGGGAGCGAAGAGGGUCAAAAGUAUAUCAUAUUAGAUAUUCUUGGUCAAGGGACAUUUGGUCAAGUUGUAAAAUGUCAAAAUCUUAAAACAAAAGAAAUUGUAGCUGUUAAGGUUGUGAAAAACAAACCUGCAUACUUUAAUCAAAGUAUGAUGGAAGUGACUAUAUUGGAGUUGCUAAAUCAAACUUGGGAUAUUAAGGAUCAACAUCAUAUUCUACGACUUUUGGAUACUUUCAUUCAUCAUCGUCAUCUUUGCCUUGUAUUUGAGCUAUUAUCUGUUAACCUCUACGAACUUAUUAAACAAAAUCAAUUUCGUGGCUUAAGCACAAACCUUGUUAGAUUAUUUACUGCACAAUUAUUGGAUGCGUUGACUGUGCUGAAUGAAGCACGAAUAAUUCAUUGUGACUUGAAGCCUGAAAAUGUAUUGUUGAAAAAGUGUGUGAAUGCCUCAUGGGUCAUAUUAAUUGGAUAUAAUG